Pungitius pungitius (ninespine stickleback) is the source of this 1077-nucleotide messenger RNA. Its product is annotated as actin-related protein 2/3 complex subunit 4. Gene Ontology annotation, cellular component: actin cytoskeleton; Arp2/3 protein complex. Gene Ontology annotation, biological process: Arp2/3 complex-mediated actin nucleation; actin filament polymerization. The record is from RefSeq and is a predicted model, not a curated record. Gene Ontology annotation, molecular function: actin filament binding. NCBI's taxonomy places the organism in Eukaryota, Metazoa, Chordata, Actinopteri, Perciformes, Gasterosteidae. The transcript is spliced from 6 exons. Bases 131 to 637 code for a protein of 168 amino acids.
GAAGCAUCCGUCUCUUCAAACUAAGAGCUAGAGAAAAACGAGCGCACCCUACGUGUACAAGUAGAUGUAGGAUUUACGGAAGAGGAGUCCCAGGCGUGGCUGAGGAACUUCCGUCUUUUACAACACAAAAAUGACAGCGACUCUGCGCCCCUACCUAAACGCUGUGAGGGCCACCCUGCAAGCGGCCCUCUGUCUGGAGAACUUCUCCUCUCAGGUGGUGGAGCGUCACAACAAGCCGGAGGUGGAGGUCAGGAGCAGUAAGGAGCUGCUACUUCAACCCGUGGUGAUCAGCCGUAAUGACAAGGAGAAGGUUCUCAUUGAGGGAUCCAUCAACUCCGUCAGAGUCAGCAUUGCUGUCAAACAGGCUGAUGAGAUCGAGAAGAUCCUUUGCCACAAGUUCAUGCGCUUCAUGAUGAUGAGAGCGGAGAACUUCUUCAUUCUGAGGAGGAAAGCAGUAGAGGGGUAUGACAUUAGCUUCUUGAUUACCAACUUCCACACGGAGCAGAUGUACAAACACAAGCUGGUGGACUACGUCAUCCACUUCAUGGAGGAGAUCGACAAGGAGAUCAGCGAGAUGAAACUGUCCGUGAACGCCAGGGCCCGCAUCGUCGCUGAGGAAUUCCUCAAGAACUUCUGAUGGCAGCUUUGGUCGCACACAGGCUGGAAAAAUCGAGGCGUAAACGAGGAGAUGAGAGGAACGACACCAAUCCGGCGAUGACACCUUUUUGAGUAUUUCCCUGUACUCAUGACUAUCAACGACUGUAUAUAAUGAAAUAUUCACCAGUUUCAUUUUCAGCCACGUAGAACAAAUCCCCAUUCAAAGGCGGGUCCUUAUAGUAUUAAUCAAGUUGGUACCCAUGACUACAGGGGCAUUGAGAGCGUGCUGUUGCAAAUUAAUUGGCCAGGUUUUUGUAUUUCGUCCGUGGGGGUAUGCGUGAUCUGUCACUGGUGUUCUAAAUUAGUUUCCAAAAAGUCUCUUGUUUGCAGAAAGUAGUCCGUGUCACAGGGCGAGAGCUUUCCGUCAAGAAGCCACCAAAACAUAUGUAUGAAAAUAAUAAUAAAACUCGGUUGUUUAUA